Molecule: messenger RNA, 2137 nt
Organism: Coccidioides posadasii C735 delta SOWgp
Lineage: Eukaryota; Fungi; Ascomycota; Eurotiomycetes; Onygenales; Onygenaceae
Source: RefSeq, a predicted model, not a curated record
CGCUCGACGAAGCGACAGGUUCUUGACGACCCGCAUGGCUCCCCUCCUCUCAGUGCUGUCCUUUUCUUCGUCCUCUAUCCCUCAGGAUUCACGGCCGUCUCAAUGCUUGACGGCGUCGACCUUGAUCCUGGCUUGAUCUCAUUGCUUUACCAGCUUCCUAUACUCCUCCAUGCACAGCCGCCUCCAAUCCCGUGAGCUCGUCACCUGAUAUCAGCAUCAUCAACACCCCCGUACCGUUUUCGACCAUCAAUCAUCCUGCUUUGCCAGAGAACAGCAGCAGAUUGAUUUUGGACCGUGAUCGGUUUGAAAGCUGUGGUCAUCGCUCCCUUGGUUUAAGCACGCAAGCCACUUCCAUUCCGCAUUACGUCACCUGCUACAUACCUUUUGUGCCUUUCCAAGGGGUUGUGCUGACCUCCUUGUCCCCAAGCAGCGCUCUCCAGUGAUGGAAUGAUUCUCCAGGAGGGCUAGAGAGACAGAAAUUUUGGCGAAGGAGUUUUGGGUUUUCUAUAUUGUUAAUUUGACUCCAGGGCUGCUGGUUUGCACCGUCUCCUGGGUUGAACCACCUUUCCCAACAGGUAUAUCAAAGCAUUGAAUCUCGGAGUUACCUCGAUACAAUGGGAUCAAUUCGUGGCGAUGUGUUGGAGCGUGGGUCGCGAGUUGCGAGAGGUGGUGAAACUUCAUCACAGGACUUCAGCACAAGACCAGAAGUGACAUCUCCUGCCCAGCAAGCUAGGUCCGAGGAUUCUUGGAUAGAGGUUGCAUCCCAACCUUCCUCCUCAUCCCUAUCCUCAGCUACAGCAAACGAUGAGAUCGUUACAACCGGACUAAGGGUCCAGCAGCACCGCACUGGUCGUGGCGUCCGACAUCCUAUCGUUCCCCAAGACCUGGACAUAACGUACUCCCAUCGCCAGCCUAUGGUAAAUGAAAGCAGUCAGGAAGAAUAUGAAGAAACUGAAAGCGAAUCGGAUCGCGUUUUGAGCAGCUCAAACGAAGAUAUUUCUAGACCUCCACGCCCAGCACUCGCGUUCAUUCCAGGAAAUCCAUCAACAUCCGAUGUUGCUCUCUCGAGUGAUGAAGAUGAUAGCUCAACAGCACUCGGGUUGAAUCCUCCCGCUUUUACUCCGCAACCUAAUGUAUUCUCACAUCCUCCGACCUCCCAGACUAGUGCCCGACCUCAUUCAAACUUUCCUACUUCGGGUUAUGGACCCGGCCCGAUGGACAAUAGAGCGAGAAGCCGUCGAAACUCCCGAGCCGGCUUACAUUCCGCGCGUCGGACACGAACUCAUCAGCAACAACAUUCUCCCUACAACAUGUAUUCUCCGUCGCACCAUGUAGAUCAUGAUGCAGCGCUCCGUGCAAGCCUGUCUACUCUUUUGUCAUGUGCUGCAGCUGCCCGCGGCCUACCGAAGCGGGACAACCAAUGUUCGGCCCCAGAAAGGUCCAAUGCCACAAGGUCGUCAGACCCUCCGACAUUCCGGUUGGUCCCCGAGUCUGUUGCUAUGCGGGACGAUGACUCCGAUCAGAACGACACAACUCUAAAAGAACCACAAUUCCGAACACCGCCGCCCCCACCUUCGAAACGAUCCCGGUCCCCGCUGAAAUCCACAAACAAAGCAAGGCGAAAAUCAAGCCCGUCUAAGGAUCAUUCUGCUGCUCAACCGUUGCCAAAGAAGGCCCGCCGCACGGCCGUAACUGAGACUGGCUCUUUGCUGGGGCCUACCGUGAUGACGUGGGUUAUCAGUGCUGGCGUUGUUGUCCUAUUCUCGGCAAUUAGCUUUUCUGCAGGUUAUGUCCUAGGCCGGGAGGUCGGAAGGACAGAGGCCGGCCAGGGACUUUAUGCAAAUGGCAACGGACUGUCAGGCGCAAGAACCGGCGCUGGGUGUGGAAAAGAUGCCGUUAAGGGUGGUUUACGGCAAUUUCGAUGGGUUCGCGGCGGCUCUGGGUCAGGAAUAGCGGCCUAGAUGCACCUUCGGCUAUUUUCGCCGAUUCAUAUAACUUCUAUCCUACAAACGCCUUUUUAAAUCAUGAUGAUGACGGGUUUGGUUUUAUCGGAGUUAGUGGCCCCCCAUUGGAGUGGGACAUAUUGUCCUUGUGAUUCGGUCUCUUUUAGUUUGCUCAUUACAUUUUAUUAAUUCCC